Messenger RNA from Meriones unguiculatus (Mongolian gerbil), 3951 nucleotides. RefSeq names its product acyl-CoA dehydrogenase short/branched chain (gene Acadsb). NCBI's taxonomy places the organism in Eukaryota, Metazoa, Chordata, Mammalia, Rodentia, Muridae. The coding region runs from base 81 to 1370 and encodes 429 amino acids. Gene Ontology annotation, cellular component: mitochondrion. The record is from RefSeq and is a predicted model, not a curated record. The transcript has 11 exons. Gene Ontology annotation, molecular function: acyl-CoA dehydrogenase activity; flavin adenine dinucleotide binding.
GGCGCGGGCUCGCCCCGCCCAGGGUGUCUUGCACCAGGGUUUUGUGGAAAGCUGAGGGAGCGACCCUGCCUGAGGCAAGGAUGGCGGUCUCUGCGCUCCGGCUGUGGCGUGCUGGCGGGCAGCUAAGAAGAAAGUUCCUAACUUGCUUGUCUUCUUGGAAGAAUCCUCCUCAAGUCCUAAAAUCCUCGCAACCAGAAGCUCUGCUCAAUAACACACUACCUUUUCCACCUCUACAAACAUUUACUGAUGAGGAAACGAUGAUGAAGAAAGUAGUCAAAAAAUUCGCACAGGAACAAAUUGCUCCUUUGGUUUCAAUUAUGGAUGAAAAUUCAAAAAUGGAGAAAUCUGUGAUACAAGGAUUAUUUCAACAAGGGCUGAUGGGCAUUGAAGUUGACACAAAAUAUGGAGGAACAGGAGCUUCCUUUUUCUGCUCUAUGCUAGUGGUAGAGGAGCUGGCCAAGGUGGAUGCAUCUGUGGCUCUCCUGUGUGACAUCCAGAACACAAUAGUUAACAACCUGUUUAAAAAGCACGGGACAGAAGAACAGAAGGCCACCUAUUUUCCUAAGCUGGUUACAGAAAAGUUAGGGAGCUUCUGCCUUUCUGAAGCUGGAGCUGGUAGCGACUGUUUUGCUUUGAAAACAAGAGCUGAAAAAAAAGGAAAUUACUACAUCAUCAAUGGGUCGAAGAUGUGGAUUAGCAAUGCUGAACAUGCAGAGCUCUUCCUGGUUUUCGCAAAUGUAGACCCCACCUCUGGAUACAAAGGCAUCACCUGCUUUAUAGUAGACCGAGAUACAGAAGGUUUUCAUAUUGGGAAAACAGAAAAAAAAUUGGGGAUCAGAGCUUCUUCCACCUGUCAGUUAACAUUUGAAAAUGUCAAGGUUCCAGAAACCAGUAUUUUGGGAGAUGUUGGACAUGGCUAUAAGUAUGCCAUAGGAAGUCUUAAUGAAGGGAGAAUAGGAAUUGCUGCUCAGAUGCUAGGACUAGCCCAAGGCUGUUUUGACUACACUAUUCCGUACAUUAAGGAAAGGAUACAGUUUGGCAAACGAAUAUUUGAUUUUCAGGGGCUCCAACACCAAGUGGCUCAGGUGGCCACCCAGCUGGAAGCUGCACGAUUAUUAACGUACAACGCUGCUAGGCUUGUAGAAGCCGGAAGGCCAUUCAUAAAAGAAGCGUCCAUGGCCAAAUAUUACGCGUCAGAGAUUGCUGGGCUAACAACAAGUAAGUGCAUUGAAUGGAUGGGAGGAGUCGGCUACACCAAAGAUUACCCUGUGGAAAAAUUCUUCCGAGAUGCAAAGAUUGGUACAAUAUAUGAAGGAACAUCCAACAUCCAGCUGAGCACCAUUGCAAAGAGCAUCGAUGCGGAAUACUGAUGCCUGGGGGACUGGGUCCUCUCUGGUGUCACUGGCAAACUGUGUCCAGCUACUGUGCCUUAUUGAGCAGAGGCUGCAGAGCAUUGCAGCGUUCUGUUUGAAGCCCCUUGUACUCACCCUCAGGCCUGGAUUUUAUUCCUUUCUCUUUCCAGUUCACCCUAAAGCUUCUUAUAAGCUUUUGUACACAUUUAUAUUUCUCAUCCUAGUUUGAGAGUACACAGAAGUUUCACUGUCCUAGCAUUUGGGAGGAUGAAAACGUGAAGUAUUGGUAUUGCUGACAGAGAUGGUCACUUUCUGUUUACUCAAUCUUUGUACUGCAGUGUGAGCUGGGGAACAUUGGUUACCGUUGGCAAUUUUUAUUCAGUAUUUUAUAGAUUCAGUGGGAAGUUGCCAAACAAGGUAGAAACUGAUAAAAUUUAUUUGGAAAAAUCUAGAACUCCUAGUUCUAAGUGUCAAAGAAAUAGUAGAAAAUAAAGAUAUAACUUGUAGGCCAUAUAACUGACAACAACCAAAAGCCCAAAAUAUUAUUUCACCCAACAAAAGCAGUAUGUUUGGCUGCUAUAAUUGACCUGUAUGAAAGAUAUAUUAUGUGGUGGCUUUUAGCAGGUCAUUAAGAAAAGAAAACAUGUUCCUGUAUUAGUCUUCAACUAUACAGUUUAAAUAAUUUGGCCUAAAUCAUCUGAAAAUGAUUCAUUAUAUCAUGAACUAUUUUUCAGUAGUAUGAUUUAUUUCUGUAUUUUAAUUGAAUAUUUUUCUCUCAUUCUUGAUUAUUGGACUUUAUCCUAAUAGUAAUUAAUUGAGAAAUUCAAUUUUGGUUUUUAAAAUUGAUUCUCAAAAGAAAUUUCUAACCCAUAUAAGGAAAUACUCUCACAAUCUCAUAAGGAAUGGGGAACAGGAGAUUAGAUAGUCUUAAAAGGCGCAUUCAAUAUAAAUAGAUGUAGUCAUUUAUAGAGUAUAUUAAGUAAUUUUAUAUUUAUGAAGACAAAGAUCUAUAUUUUACAAUGAAAAUGAAAAACAGGCAAAGCCUAAUCAGAUCUACAGCUGGCAAAGCCAUUGAUCAGUGGUGGGAACUUAACAGGGAGGAGAAGACCCUCUAGUUACAGAUCCUGAGUCCUCUGGAAAGAGAAGUAGACAGCAGACAAGUGAGUUUCACAUUUCCUGAGGAAACACCACACGUUAGCUGUGAAAAAUGCCCUAAGGUACAUGCAGUUGCUGAAAAUAACCAUUACUUCUAUACAGAAAGUAUUUUAGUAGUUUUGCAAAAUGAUAAUGUUUAUUAAGAAAACCUGACAUUUUCUAGGUAAUUUUGCUUUGCACAGUCAUGUUUAUUGAGCUAAAUUAAUUUCCACAAUGCAAAUCAUAGUUAAAUAUGCAAGGUUGUGUAAAUACGGUUGAGAUAGAAAUUACAUUAAAACAGUAGGAAGAAAUAGGACAAAUUUUGACUUUAAAUCCAAAGAGACAAAAUCUACUUGACUUUCAAAUGGGGAAAUGAUGAAAGUCCCAGUCUUUCAGAACGGACAGAUAGGUGUGAUAAGAAUGUAAGGGAUGGAUGCGGUGCCCCAACGGGGCUCGGACAUCUUCCCCUUCUGUGACUGAAAGAUGUGGGCUUGCAGACAAUGCUGUCGGAGUCAGUGUGAGUAAACAGACUUCACCGUUCCUCUUCUAGAGUGAGAAACACGGAAGUGUGACAAAUGCCAUGCUCUAACUCACAGCACGAGCAGAGACUGUCCUUUACGUAUUUGCACUUUAAGUGUGUCUGUGGAGUUCUGAUUCUGUGUAUAUGUUUUGCACCUAUUCACAAAGAAUAGUGAAUAUGUAUUAGCUCUUAGUAUAAUUAACAUAUGAACUUGCCUGCUUCUGUCAUUGAGAUCUUAUAUCGUUUAACCAGAGAGGAUGUUUGGGGUCUACUCAUAUUUCUUCUGUUAUGGGUUCUGAUUUCCAUGACUUUGUAAUCCAUCAUGAAACUACGUAUCUUAGUUUGUGUUCGGUAAGAAGCCUAAAGCUGUUUGUUAAUUUGGGGAUUAAGAUGACACAGGGCACAGGAGAUAAAGAACUGACCUGUUAUAUACAGAUGGAACUGUUUGCUGAGUUUGUAUUCUUAGAGAUUUCAUUUAUCACAUGAAAAUCAAUUAUGGAAUCAAUGCCAUGGACUUGACGAUCAUGGAAAUUUAAACCUAGAAAGAACAUAGGAAACCAUAAAAGACAACUCUGUCAAUUUAAAGGUGAAAUACUCUUAACCAAGUUUGCUUUUUCAGAUCAUCCACCUAAGGUCAAAGACAAGAAUGUAGGGCUGGCUCCAAUUCAGCAUUUUUUCUGUUACCAAACAGUUGUUCAACAGAUAUUGGUCUUUGCCCUUAUUUUAUUUUGUUGUUGAUUUAUUUCAAGUUUAACUGAUAAAGAACGAACAUUUCAGUAGUGUUGUAAUUGAUCAGUCACUUGCCAAGACUCUUAGGCUAUCAAAGGAAGUCAGGUCUGAAGAUGGCUGUAUGAGAUCAUUUGGCAUCACUGUUAGACUGUUUUUCAAGAAAUACUCUGAAGGGUAUUUGUGCUGAUCUGUCAUAAAGUGAAAGUUUCAUUUUAA